AUGGUCCAGCCCUCCAGCCACUCGCCCUACUCGCAGAGGCUCUCCCUCAUUUCCCAUCCGCAGGCCUGUCCAGUCCUCUUCCUGAUCACAGACUGUCCCGACCAAGACGCCCUCGAAAACGACUAUUUGCCCACUCUCCGCGCCCACGACUGCGUCAAUCUCGUCCGGCUGUGUGACCCCAACGCAUACGAUCCCGCGGUCCUGAAGGGCAAUGGCGUCGCUGUCUGGGACUGGUUCUUUGAGGAUGGUUCCAUACCCCCUGAUACGAUUAUAACCUCAUUCCGCAAUCUCGUCGACUCGCUUAUCUCAAAUCCCUCGUCAUCCUCACACCCAGCCCUCGCCCUGCACUGCGUCAGCGGCGUUGGCCGCGCUCCCGUUCUGGUGACCUGCGCUCUGAUUGACGGCGGGAUGGACCCCAUAGAGGCCGUAGAGCUCGUGCGAAGCAAGCGCCGUGGGUGCUUAAAUAAGAAGCAGCUGGCGUGGCUGCUCGAUUCCAAAAAGGGCUUCAAGCCUCUGAAGAGAGGGAAAAGGAAGCCCGUGGCGUCGAGCGGACCUGCAAAUGGGGGAAAGGUGACGAAUAUGGGGAGUAGUGGGGCGACGCUUGAUGCCGAUGCGUCGAAGAAGAAAAUGUUUGGAGGACUUUUUGGGAGGAAGAAGUGA
Fimicolochytrium jonesii is the source of this 660-nucleotide messenger RNA. Its product is annotated as protein-tyrosine phosphatase-like protein. NCBI's taxonomy places the organism in Eukaryota, Fungi, Chytridiomycota, Chytridiomycetes, Spizellomycetales, Powellomycetaceae. Gene Ontology annotation, cellular component: nucleus. The record is from RefSeq and is a predicted model, not a curated record. Gene Ontology annotation, molecular function: phosphatase activity. The transcript has 2 exons. Bases 1 to 660 code for a protein of 219 amino acids. Gene Ontology annotation, biological process: dephosphorylation.